UGUCACCUUGUUUGGAAAUGUUUUUAAAACACGUGCUAUUUUAAUUUUAAAAGUCCGAUACAAUUUUAUAAUAUAAAUACAUAUAAUUGAAUCAAGAAGAGUUUUGUGAAUUGAAUCACAAUGUUUGUCCUGUAUGAAACACCAGCAGGCUAUGCUAUUUUCAAACUAUUAGACGAAAAAAAAAUUGUUGAGGUAGACAACUUAUAUUUAGAUUUUCAAACCCCAGAAAAAGCUAGUAAAUUAAUCAAGUUAAAAAGUUUCGAGAAAUUUAACGAUACAACCGAAGCAUUAGCAGCAGCAACAGCAGCUGUAGAAGGAAAAAUUUCAAAACCAUUGAAGAAAACUUUAAAAAAACUAGUUAGCGAUGAUGUACAACAGCAACUCUUAGUAGCUGACGCUAAAUUAGGGAAUGCCAUCAAAGAAAAAUUUGAUAUAAAAUGUAUUUAUAACACAAAUGUUCAAGAAUUAAUGCGUUGCAUCAGAACGCAAUCUGAAAGUUUGCUUUGUGGUCUUCCUAAAAAGGAAAUGACUGCAAUGGCUCUUGGUUUGGCUCACUCUUUAUCAAGGUAUAAGCUGAAAUUUUCACCUGAUAAAAUUGAUACAAUGAUAGUUCAAGCUCAGUGUUUACUAGAUGAUUUAGAUAAAGAAUUGAAUAAUUAUUUUAUGCGAGUAAGAGAGUGGUAUGGGUGGCAUUUUCCUGAAUUGGGUAAACUUAUUGUGGAUAAUAUUGCAUUUGUUAAAACCAUUAAAUUAGUGGGUACAAGAGAUAAUAUGAUUAAUACAGAUUUGUCAGAUAUUUUACCAGAAGACGUUGAAACAAAAGUUAAAGAAGCUGCCGAAAUAUCUAUGGGUACAGACAUCUCUGAAGAGGAUAUUAUUAGCAUCCAAGCUCUUUGCGAUGAAAUUUUGUCAAUUAAUGAUUAUAGAAGUCAUCUUUAUGAUUAUCUUAAAACCCGUAUGAUGGCUAUGGCCCCAAAUUUGAACGUAUUAGUUGGUGAAACUGUUGGAGCUAGACUCAUUGCUCAUGCAGGAUCUUUAAUCAAUUUGGCGAAACAUCCUUCAUCUACAAUACAAAUUUUAGGUGCUGAAAAAGCAUUGUUUGUUGCUUUAAAGAAGAAAAAAGACACACCAAAAUACGGUCUUUUAUUUCAUGCCGCACUUGUUGGUCAAGCUAGUACAAAAAAUAAAGGUAAAAUGGCGAGAUCAUUGGCUGCUAAAGUGGCUCUUGCAACGAGAGUUGAUGCUUUCGGGGAAGAUUUGACCUUCGAAUUAGGUGCAGAACAUAAAGUAAAGUUAGAAAACAGAUUAAGGUUACUCGAAGAAGGUAAUCUUAGAAGAUUAUCUGGAACUGGAAAAGCUAAAGCCAAACUUGAAAAAUUCCAUUUCAAAUCGGAAGUUUUCACUUAUCAGCCUGAAGCUGAUAGUACUCUUUCAGUGACCAAAGCAAAAAAACGAAAGCACUCAGAAGUAGAUCCAGAUGAUGAAGAAGAGGCAGAAGAAAAACCUAAAAUUAAAGAUGAACCUGAAGAUGACGGGGCGGAGACUUCAGGAAUAGUGAAAUCAGAAAAAAAAAAGAAAAAAAAGAAAAAUAAAGACAAAGAAAGCAAAAAAAUAAAAACUGAAAAAGAUGAAGAUGAUGAAUAAUUUUAACAAGUUCACGUUAACCACUAAAUCUUUGAUGUCAAGUUAAGCUAUCAUAUUAAUAAAAUAUGAAAAUAUAAAUCUUUUAGUUAUAAGAAAAAUUUAUUUUUUUUAAAAAUAAAAUGGAUAUCGAAAUUUGUUUUUAAACAAAAAACUAUUUGUUACUUAUAAAAAGAAAACGAAAUACAUACAAUAUAAUGUAAAAAUAUUUGCCUGAAAAUAAAACUUUUUCUAAAAAUAUA
Condylostylus longicornis is the source of this 1883-nucleotide messenger RNA. It is a transcript of the gene nop5, whose product is annotated as nucleolar protein 58. The coding region runs from base 121 to 1644 and encodes 507 amino acids. Lineage: Eukaryota; Metazoa; Arthropoda; Insecta; Diptera; Dolichopodidae. The transcript has a single exon. Gene Ontology annotation, molecular function: snoRNA binding. The record is from RefSeq and is a predicted model, not a curated record. Gene Ontology annotation, cellular component: small-subunit processome; box C/D methylation guide snoRNP complex.